Molecule: messenger RNA, 916 nt
Organism: Anolis sagrei ordinatus
Lineage: Eukaryota; Metazoa; Chordata; Lepidosauria; Squamata; Anolidae
Source: RefSeq, a predicted model, not a curated record
AUGUUUUCUCGCGCUUUCUCUUCCUUUGCGGCCAUCUCUCCGGCUAGGCAAGCCAUGAGCCGCUUCAUCAGGAUGAAUGCCACCGACGCCAAAAGCUGCCUUGCCAAUAAGGUCGCCUUGGUCACUGCCUCCACCGAAGGAAUUGGCUUUGCAAUUGCUCGCCGCCUGGCCCAAGAUGGUGCUCGUGUGGUUCUGAGCAGCCGGAAACAAGCCAACGUGGACCGGGCCGUGGCUGAGCUGCAAAUGGAGAACCUCGGCGUGUCGGGGUUGGUGUGCCAUGUGGGCAAAGCCGAAGACAGGCAGCGCCUAAUCGAGACGGCUCUUGAGCGCCAUGGAGGGAUUGACAUUUUGGUGUCUAAUGCAGCCGUGAACCCCUAUUCUGGUCCCAUCCUUGACACACCAGGAGAGGUCUGGGACAAGAUUCUGGAUGUCAACAUCAAAGCUGCUGCCAUGCUGGUUCAAUCGGUGGUGCCUCAUAUGGAGAAAAGAGGUGGUGGUGCUAUUGUUCUGGUCUCCUCCAUUGGAGCCUAUUCCCCUCUUUCGUUGUCGGGUGCCUACAUGGUCAGCAAGACUGCUCUUCUGAGCCUCAUGUGCAACUUUGUCCCCGAAUUGAGCUCCCGAAAAAUACGCAUCAACUGCCUGGCGCCCGGCUUGAUCGAAACCAAGUUCAGCACAGUGUUAAGGAAAGAUAAAGCCACGCUGGAAAAAAUAAUGGAGUCCAUGGGGAUCCAAAGAGUUGGACAACCAUCCGACUGUUCCGGCAUCGUUUCCUUCCUUUGUUCGCCAGAUGCUGACUAUAUUACAGGAGAGACGAUAGUGGUGGCCGGAGGUGCACCGUCCCGUCUCUGAUGGGAAUUUUGGUCCUCCUGUGGACAUGGCACAUGCUUUCAUUGAGCCCUCCUGGCAUUUCAGGAAU